CCUCUGGACUCAGUGUGUUGAGGGGGCUACACGUCUCUGCUUCGCGCUUGCGUCCUGAGCAUGGAAAAAAGCUUUUUAACACUGUUUAUUUGAAUAUAAUAUUACUUUUUUCUUUUUCUCAUAAUUAAUGGUGUCAUUUUCUUAUUUAGAUUUUUUGCGCAAGUAAAAGGCGCUUACGCUUUUCGCAGCAGAAGCGCAACACCUGGAAACCUCUGUCGGAAUCUAAUAAGAGCAAAAGUCGGACUUAUAUUUUUUUGUGUUUUUCAUCCUUUCUUUUUUCGUAUACAUAUAUGGGUUUUUUUUCCUUUCACUAGACGUCUCGGGGAUAAUGAAAAAAAAUUAUUUAUUUAUUAUUAAUUUUUUAUAAUUUUUUUAAUUUGCGCGACUGAAAGUGAGGAUGGUGGGCUCCGUGAAGAAGAUGUUUCUCGCACUGGUCGUUUUGGAGAUUUUGCUCUUCGCCAUCACUGGGGUGGCAGAGGGACAAGAAGAGGACCAGGAAAGGUCUUGUCAAGGUGCCUUCGACUUGUAUUUUGUCCUUGACAAGUCAGGAAGUGUGAAGCACCACUGGCAUGAGAUUUACUCUUUUGUUGAGAGUUUGGCUGAGAAAUUUAUCAGCCCCUUGCUUCGGAUGUCCUUCAUUGUGUUUUCAACCAGAGGAAACACGAUAAUGAAAUUGACAGAAAACAGGGACCAGAUAACCAAAGGCCUAAACGUCCUGAGGAAGGAAAUCCCAGGAGGAGAUACAUUCAUGCACCUUGGUCUGCAGAAGGCAAAUGAGCAAAUACAUCAGGAGAAUUUUGGCAAAGCAAGUGUGAUUAUCGCCUUAACGGAUGGGGAACUCAACGAGCAGCCACUGAUAGCUGCACAACAGGAGGCUGCCAGAGCAAGAACGUUGGGCGCCAUCGUGUAUUGUGUCGGCGUGAAGGAUUUCAAUGAGACGCAGCUUGCGACCAUAGCAGACACCAUCGAGCACGUGUUUCCCGUGACAGGAGGAUUCCAAGCUCUUCGAGGCGUGAUCGACUCGAUCAUCAGGAAAUCCUGCAUUGAGAUCCUGGCAGUUGAGCCUUCCAGUGUAUGUGCAGGAGAGUCGUUCCAAGUGGUGGUUCGGGGCAACGGCUUUCUGCACGCCAGAAAAAUCGAACAGGUGAUGUGCAGCUUCAAGAUCAACGAUACGGAGACCUUAAAUGUACAUCCUGCUGAUAUAGAAGACACCUACAUGCUGUGUCCAGCACCAAGUAUAGAUGAAGUCGGAAAGGUGGUAUACCUGCAAGUAAGCAUGAAUGAAGGUCUGUCGUUUAUCACCAGCUCCGUACACAUCACCACAACCGAGUGUUUUGACGGCACUAUUCUCCUCAUUACCCUGCUGGUCCUGUUCCUGUUGUUGGCCUUGUUGUUCAUGUGGUGGUUCUGGCCCCUGUGCUGCACAGUAGUUAUUAAAGAGCCCCCACCACCUCCACCCCCACAACCAGAAUCUGACGACGAGGACGGCAUGCCGAAGAAAAAAUGGCCAACUGUAGAUGCAUCAUACUACGGCGGACGAGGAGUCGGAGGAAUAAAACGAAUGGAGGUCCGCUGGGGAGGGAAGGGUUCCACUGAAGAGGGUGCCAAGCUGGAGAAACCCAAAAAUGCAGUUGUGAAAAUGCCUGAGCAGGAGUACGAACCCUUCGAACCCAAGCCUAAAAAACACGGGUACAAGAAGGCUACUCAGAACAGGAAGUGGUACUCCCCAAUUAGGGGUAAACUGGAUGCAAUUUGGGCUCUGUUUCGCCGAGGUUAUGACCAAGUUUCACUUAUGAGACCACAGCCUGGAGAUCACGGCCGAUGCAUCAACUUCACCCGGGUGAAAGAGGAGGCAGCGAAGGCCCCCAUCAGCGCACAAAGUCCACCCCCGCCUCCUCCCGACUACUCCCAGGCACCACCUCCUGCAAGUCCACUUCCUCAGACUCCGCCCCCUCGAGGACCUCCUGUGGCCCCGGGUCCACCGCCCACCGAGCUCCACCUACCGCACCGUGUCCGCCUCCUGCUCGACCCCCUCCCAAACCCUGAGAGCCGACAAUAAGAGCAUCAGUUAGAUUUUUUUCCAGCCGAAAUAUGCUCCUCUCACCAAAAGAGUAAUCCACACAAAAAUAUUUAUCAGCGUCAGAUAGCCUUUAGUAUGUGCUUUGUUGCUGGACAGCAAAAAAAAAAGAAAUAAAUAAAAAAAAUAUAUUGUAACAAUAUCAACAAAUCCAAUAAAGGAAAGAUGCUAAUAUCAACUACUGAAUAUACCACAAGUGGCAGAGACAAUUAUGAGUGCAUUAUAUUGCCUUUUAGAUAAAAUAAAAAAAAUUCUGUAAAAAUAAAUUUCUUUACCUGUAAGCUCAUUUGGAAACAGUACAACCGAUCAGGUUCACAUGAAGUCAACUAUGAGGUUUUGUUCGAUUGCAUGUCCUCUUUUUGUCCAGUGGUUCUAAAUGAAAAAAGGAGGGAUUUCUGGAAGCAUGAAUCUCGCAUGUUUUUGGGUCGUUCUCUUAUUGGCGUUCUCUUAUCAAUUCGAAUUCGAAUUUACCGAAUACUCUCUCAGGUCAGUCAUAGUGUCGCAAGUCAGGAUCGUGCAAGAAUGAAUCCAAGUCACACCGUGUCUCCAGUAGUGUAGUGUAGCUGUCCAGCUGGCGAAAGAGGAACUGGUGAGGAGCUCGACAUUUAGAAACGGCGUCUGGUCCGGUUAUAGCUUGUUGCAAAUGGUGUGUGUUCUUUGCUUUUUUUUGUAAAAAAGAAAAAAAAAUCACGUCAUGUACAUGUAUGCAGCCGGGGGAAUAUUUCUCAUCGUAAUUUGUACGUAUUAUAUUCCAUAGUUCCCACGACUGUACUGUAUUUCCCCGUGCUUCCUCCAUGUCCUUUUGUAACACCAUUGAACACAUCGUAACUGCAGGGCAGUUGACAGUAUCUAAUUUAUUUUUUCCCCCCCAAGCAAGAGCGAGUGAGUUACUUGAAUACGACAAGGUGUCCGCUGUACAAACCACCGCACACUGUGCAUGUAAGGAUUUCAAACAAGUCACUUUCUAUACAGUUUUUUUUUUUUUUCUCUUGUUAUUCACUCUGUUAUAUGACUUUUCUUGUACCCUCCCCUACUCUAAAUAUAAUUUCCUAAACGUUUUAAUAUCCCUGUGUUUUGAUCAAAAAUGAGCACUUUUACAUGUAAAAUGUUUUUUAACGUUAAUGAACUAAAUAAGCAACGAGGCAAUAUUACAAUUUUCUACAAACCACAUUUUUUUAUUGGCCUCGAGUCAAAAGUGUAUUACGUCUUACGGUAAUAAUACGCUAUCGUGACAUGGACGUAACUUCGUAAGCAUCUAGUGAAAGGCGAGUAAACUGUUUCCUUUUUAUACGCUAUCAAUAAAGAUCAUUUUCCAAGCUUU
Molecule: messenger RNA, 3398 nt
Organism: Silurus meridionalis
Lineage: Eukaryota; Metazoa; Chordata; Actinopteri; Siluriformes; Siluridae
Gene: antxr1c
Product: ANTXR cell adhesion molecule 1c
Exons: 18
Coding region: 398-2059 (553 amino acids)
Cellular component (GO): membrane
Molecular function (GO): signaling receptor activity
Source: RefSeq, a predicted model, not a curated record